UGGUAAAGAAUCAGGAGGAGAGUAUUGCUGUCACGUGUCAAACAGUUUUGGGCAUGAGACCAAUUGCACGUCCCUUGAAGUAAUAGAAUAUCAACCGACAGAUACAGAGCUGACAUCGCAAAUAAAUUGUACAACAGCAAAUAAGACAUUCAAAAUAUUAUGUAAGGCAGACGCAUCGCCAUCAGUGCAAUACUUCAUCCAACAAGGGAACAAAACAAUGGUCAAUUCCUCUGAUGGUAACGCCACAAUUACUACAUCAGAGAAUGGAUAUCUUGAUUUCAGUUGUAGUGCAAAAAACAAAUAUGGACAAGGAAAAACAGUGCAUCUUGAAAUACCAAUCUGUCGAGAUAACUUGGAGGAUAUAGAUGACGAUGGAUCCAUUCUUCCUCCUGACAAUCGGCUACAAAUAAUCAUGGUUAUCAUCGUUUGUGCUCUACUAUUUGUUGCUGCCUUGAUACUGGUUUAUGUUCUUWUUUCGCGAAAACGGAAGCAGUCAAAACGUGAUGUUGUCAGUGGCACACAGCAGCAAGACGGGGGGGCAAAUCAAUGGGCCGAAGAGUGUCCGUAUGGAGAACCAGUUGAUGCAAUACGAGGGAGAAACGUAAUUCACACAUCUGCAAGCAAUGCUGAUUAUGCCACCGUGGAAGAGACUGGGCACAAACCGGUUAUCACUUAUAACACAGUACAACAACCAACACGUGAUGAGACAUCCAGUUCGAAGAAAGUGAAAUCUAACGUGGAACCCGUGUAUGUUAAAGUCAAUAAAAACAAAAAGAAGGAUAAAUCGGCUGAUGUACCACUAAAUCUUCUGUAUGACGAGAUACCAGCUGACUUGUCCAAUCCAAAACAUCCGUCAACUUUGUUAAUAAACCAUCAAGAUCCAAAAACCUCUGAUAACAAAAACAGUAACGAACAAGAAGAUGGAGUGGACAGCGUUGAUCAGGGAGGAUCUUGGAUAAAUCAGUGUACUGAAAUUUAUGGCCUUAAUUGAUUAUGCAAAUAUUUGGGAACACGGUAACCCGGCAACAGAAGGCCAUUAUAAUUGGAAAUCAAAUU
Messenger RNA from Actinia tenebrosa (Australian red waratah sea anemone), 1056 nucleotides. RefSeq names its product lachesin-like. The record is from RefSeq and is a predicted model, not a curated record. Lineage: Eukaryota; Metazoa; Cnidaria; Anthozoa; Actiniaria; Actiniidae.